CUUCCAUAUAUCUCUCCCACUAUGGCAUCGCCUUCGCACCCCUUCGAUCCGUUGACUCCGAAGGAGAUCUCCCAGACAGCGAAGAUCGUCCGUCGCGCAAUUCCUGAAAGUAAUCCAAUUUUCCGCUUCAUCACUCUCAAAGAACCACCGAAGCAUGAGAUGAUUCCGUUUCUAGACCAGGAGCAUCGCGGGCAACCCCCGGAUGCACGUCCUGUCCGAACUGCUCGUGUUCAGGUGGUUAUUCAGGAUGCGAAGCUUUCUCCAAACAAGCUGGUUGAGCUUCUGGUUAAUAUCGAUGACGAGAAGGUUCUGCAUCAGGAGCAUCUCGUGGGGAAACACUCCUACAUCGAUCCCGAGUACAUGAAAUCCGUCGAAAAGGCUUGCUUGGCCGACUCCAGGGUUCAGGAGGAGAUAAAGAAGCUAGACCUGCCUGCUGGAGCAUCGGUCAUCGUCGAACCGUGGGCGUAUGCCACAGAUGGGGUGAAUGACAUGUCUGAACGGACUACAAUGUGCUGGUUCUACAUACGUCUCACCGAUAACCCAGACGCCAAUUACUACGCCUACCCCCUCGAUCUCUGCGCUGAGGUCGCUGAGCACCUCAUUGUGACGAAAGUCUACCAGCUCCCUUCAGCCGCUCACGAUCGUAUACACGAUGACUCGCGCCCCUAUGAUCGCCGCAAGAUCCACCCCACCGACGCCAGUGAAUAUCAUCCGAGUCUGCGUCCGGCUCCGCGCACAUCCACCAAGCCCUAUCAGGUCCUGCAGCCAGAGGGGCCGUCAUUCAUUACGCAGGGCAAUCUUCUCAUGUGGGAGAAAUGGAGCAUGCGUGUGGGCUUCAACCACCGGGAGGGUCUAACCCUCCACGAUAUCCGCUACGACGGUCGAAGUCUCUUCUACCGGCUCUCCCUGGCCGAGAUGUUCGUGCCGUAUGGCGAUCCUCGUGCCCCGUAUCCUCGUAAAGGCGCGUUCGAUCUCGGCAACGAUGGCGCCGGUAUCAAUGCGAAUAAUCUGCGUCUCGGCUGCGACUGUCUCGGCCAUAUCAAGUAUUUCGAUGGCUGGCAUAACACCGCGUCCGGGGAGGCUUUGAAACUGCCUAAUGUCGUCUGCUGCCAUGAGCAAGACGAUGGGAUUCUUUGGAAGCAUACCAACUUUCGCACCCAGAAUGCGGUGGUCACGCGCUCUAGGAUUCUUGUUCUCCAGACCAUCAUCACGGUCAGCAACUAUGAGUAUAUCUUUGCAUUCCAUUUCGGCCAGGAUGCCUCCAUCCACUACGAGGUCCGCGCCACGGGAAUCCUAUCCACCGCUCCCAUCAAUCUAGACGACACCGUCCCCUACGGCACCAUCGUUGCCCCUGGCACUCUGGCGCCGUACCACCAGCACCUGUUCAGUCUACGCAUCGACCCUGCCCUCGACGGGCACGCGAACUCCCUGCAAGUCGAAGAGUCCGUCCCCCUGCCCGUCGGAGAUCCCGACAUCCACAAUCCCUUCGGCGUCGGCUACACCACGACCUCCCAGAUCCUGCAGCACGAACAAGGCCUGGACCUCGAUUUCGCCAAGAAUCGCGUCUUCAAAAUCAUCAACGAGGCGAGCCGCAAUCCCAUCACCCACUCCCCUGUCGGCUUCAAGCUCCUCCCCUGCUAUAGCCAGAUGCUGCUCGCGCAUCCGUCGUCGUACCAUGCGAAGCGGUCUGAGUUCACAACCCACGCCGUCUGGGUCACCAGGUAUCAUGACGACGAGCUGUUUCCCGCCGGGAGACAUACCAUGCAGUCCGCGGGCGGGGAGGGUAUUGCGUCGGCGAUUCAGCAGCGGAGUGCGGAGCGAGCGUCCGUGAGGAAUGAGGAUAUUGUCGUCUGGCAUACGUUUGGGUCGACGCAUAAUCCGCGAAUCGAGGAUUGGCCCGUCAUGCCGUGCGAGAAGAUGGUGGUGGGUCUGAAGCCGGUGAAUUUCUUUACGGGGAAUCCCGGCUUGGAUGUUGCGGUUUCGACGCAGGAGAGGAAUCGGAGUGUAUUGGUUGGUUGUGGAGGGGGCGAUGAAGGGGCUGACGGCGGUGCUUGUCAUUUAUUGUGAUGGAGCCUC
This is a messenger RNA of Aspergillus steynii IBT 23096, 2076 nucleotides long. RefSeq names its product amine oxidase. Gene Ontology annotation, biological process: amine metabolic process. The coding region runs from base 22 to 2067 and encodes 681 amino acids. Gene Ontology annotation, molecular function: copper ion binding; primary methylamine oxidase activity; quinone binding. The record is from RefSeq and is a predicted model, not a curated record. NCBI's taxonomy places the organism in Eukaryota, Fungi, Ascomycota, Eurotiomycetes, Eurotiales, Aspergillaceae. The transcript has 3 exons.